AGCCUCCGCCUUCCCUCUUCAGAACAGCUUUGCAAACAUGUCCUAAACAGAUGCUGGCACCUCUGGCUGCCACUUUCACCUGGAAGGCCCCUGAGGCUGUGUUGUUGGGAAGAGCCAGUGAGGGUGGUGGCCGGGGAAUUCCCCUGAUGACUGGGGCAGCCAGCCUCCUGGCUCCGAGUGAAUGCUGUGCCUUUAAGAUCCUCUGGGGGGCGGGUUGUCAGCUGCCCGCCCCCAUUCGCGGACUGCUCAAGCGCGGGUGGCUGGAACACUGAAUUUGGAGAAGAACCUGCAGGGUUAUAGAGUCGCCUGAGUGUGUGUGGACCCGGGCCAUGCCCGGCAUGCACUGAACAGAAAGGACAGAGGUUUCCCCGGCUGCAGGAGGGCAAGGCACAUGUCACCUAGGCCAUGGGCAACUUCCAGCUGGAAGAUUUCGCAGCGGGCUGGAUUGGAGGUGCGGCCAGUGUCAUUGUGGGCUACCCUCUGGAUACAGUCAAGACUCGCCUGCAGGCUGGCGUUGGCUACAGGAACACAUUCAGCUGUAUCCGCAUGGUGUACAAGAGGGAGAGCGUGUUCGGCUUCUUCAAGGGCAUGUCCUUCCCCCUGGCCAGCAUUGCGGUCUACAACUCAGUGGUGUUUGGGGUUUUCAGUAACACAGAACGGUUCCUCAGCCAGCACCGCUGUGGGGAGCCAGAGGCUGACCCUGGCCGAAGUCUGUCUGACCUACUCCUGGCUAGCAUGGUGGCUGGUAUGGUCUCCGUCGGGCUGGGAGGGCCCGUGGACCUCGUCAAGAUCCGACUACAGAUGCAAACACAGCCGUUUCGGGAAGCCAACCAUGGAUUGAAGUCCAGGCCAGUUGCCCUGGGGGAACAGGCAGCAUAUCACGGACCAAUAGACUGCAUUGCAACCAUUGUGAGGACCGAGGGCCUGGCAGGGCUGUACCGGGGAGCCAGUGCCAUGCUGCUGAGGGACACCCCAGGAUAUUGCCUCUACUUUAUUCCCUAUGUGUUCCUGAGCGAAUGGAUCACACCUGAGGCCUGCGCAGGGCCCAGCCUCUACGCUGUGUGGCUGGCAGGUGGCAUCGCAGGGGCAAUUUCCUGGGGGACAGCAACUCCAAUGGAUGUUGUGAAAAGUCGACUCCAGGCUGAUGGCGUCUACGUAAACAAAUACAAUGGAGUCCUGGACUGCAUCUCCCAGAGUUACCGGCAAGAAGGCUUGAGGGUGUUUUUCAGGGGCCUCACUGUGAACGCUGUGCGUGGCUUCCCCACCAGCGCCGCCAUGUUCCUGGGUUACGAGCUCUCCCUGAAGGCACUCCGCGGCGACCACACCGUGACAAGCCCAUGAGCGUCAGGAAAAUGUAGAAACUACAGGAAGAACACAGUAAGAAUUCCAGCAGUCACCAUAAGGUCUCAAACCCAGAGCCAAUUUGCACGGUGCCCCCUCCCCUCCCUUCCUCCUAGUGACCAGACACGUCACGCAUGGCUGGAUCUAACUACAAGAUGGCUUCAGUACCAAGACCUCAGAUCUGAGUGGCUGGGCACAUGCCCCAGUUGCCACACAAUGCCCCUCUUUGCCACCCUGAAGAUUGGCUCUUUAAGGAGGCUGGAGGAAGCUUCUGGAGAGCCAAGUCAGGACUGACUGCCCUAGAUUUGGCAUUUGAGAGCAGCAGCCAAGCCAGCUGGAAGCUUUUAAUUCUGAAUGUCCUCUCCCAUCUCGGUAGGAGAAAAGCCACCGAGGGUGGCAGGGGUUGGGGAGUGGGAAGAGCAGGUCCCCUUCAAUGAGAGCGGGUGACCCUAGCAACUUUGUCUCACCCAUGUUUAACAUCCUGCUCAAAACAGAGCCACGAACACCAGGUCCUCUCUAUUGUCUAGCAAGCCUGGGCUUUAGCUUAACAAAGGUUUGGGGCGGUCCACGAUCUUGUGCAGCAGAAGCAUGAACUCGUUGAAGACAUGCAGAACAGUGCCUCCCUCCUCAUCGAGACCCAGCAUGGAAGAGAGGGUGCAUCUCAGACGGUCCUGGCAGUGACCAUCUCCAGAGACCCAGGCACAAGGCUCAGUGGAAACUGUUUCCAAAUACACGAGUGGGAUGGAGGACACAGCUACCCAGUCUUGGGGGACAACACCUUGCUCCCCAUCCAUCCCUGGUUCUGUUUCCUUCCAGGCCACUCCCUGCAGAGUCGAGGAGCUCAGCGGGAACUCUGUGAGGUAGUUAUUUUGCCAUAGGGACAAUUGAGAAAGAGGGUCCUAGUCACUGGUAAGCAGCCAAUUCUUAGGCUUGUUCCCGAGUCCUUCUGUGUCAUCCUUCCCUCCCCUUCUGGGGUCCUGGUACCAGAGCCCUCCUAGAAUAGUGCCGUUCUAUGUCUGCCCUGAUGUGUGUGCUCCAGACCCGGGAAGCCUACUUUCCAUUUACGAGGAGCCUCACACGCAAAGAAGGAUGUAUCCUUCCCGUGGCGCCUCGUUUCGACACUUAUAAAGAAUCCCAGACAGCUGUCCUGACUGCGCAGUGUGUUGGCGGUCACUACCCCAUCUCUGUGGGACGUGAACCGUCUCCAUGUGGGUUGGCUGAGCCUGGAUCCUGCUGGCCACAACUCGAAAGAGGAUUCUUUACAUCCUUCUCUUCCCGGGGCCGACCGGGCCUCGCUCCACAACGGGUUGGUGCUGCUGACGAUACCUGUAGAACCAGCAACUACGAGCCAUUGGAACCAAGGAAGCCCCAGCCAUCCUGGUUCCGUGCCAGGCGGGCCACAGCUAUCACACUGAGUUCAGAGUCACUUCCUUCGUGAUUGCAGGCUCUCUGUUGGUCUCCCCAGCCCAGGGUGCUGGAAGGAAGGAGCAGACCAUGGACCAAGCAGCCAUACCAUCUCUUUGGGCUCUGGAUCAGAACCUAUGAGAAACUGGGGCAAAACCCUGUGUACCCCGGAUGCUGAAAACUCAACUGAGACCUGCAGAGAAGCUCGGGUUGGCACCGAAUGCCCUUUGGGCUGUUUCUGUGUCUCAUGCCUCUGCCUGGCUUCUGAGGGGCCUUGCUCACCCCCACCCCACCCCACCUGUGCUCAGUUUAGGUCUGUAGCGGAACUAAGGGGGAUGGGCAGUGUCAUUUUCUCCUGGGUUUGAGGUGUGCAGGGAGGGCACAGGGACUAGACAGGAUCGUGUAGGAGAGAGAAAUCCAAAGCCUGAGCUGUAGCAUGUGUUGGUGUCACGAAUGGCAGAUGGCAGUCCAGACUUGCAAGGAGGUGGGUGCUCUCCGGACCUGACUUUUAUGUGGAAACCCUCAUUUAAAAACCGUAAUAAAAUGCACGUGUCGCCUA
Molecule: messenger RNA, 3304 nt
Organism: Mesocricetus auratus (golden hamster)
Lineage: Eukaryota; Metazoa; Chordata; Mammalia; Rodentia; Cricetidae
Gene: Slc25a48
Product: solute carrier family 25 member 48
Exons: 8
Coding region: 406-1341 (311 amino acids)
Biological process (GO): transport
Cellular component (GO): mitochondrion
Molecular function (GO): transmembrane transporter activity
Source: RefSeq, a predicted model, not a curated record